Molecule: messenger RNA, 582 nt
Organism: Podospora pseudopauciseta
Lineage: Eukaryota; Fungi; Ascomycota; Sordariomycetes; Sordariales; Podosporaceae
Exons: 2
Coding region: 1-315 (104 amino acids)
Source: RefSeq, a predicted model, not a curated record
AUGAAAAUGCAGUUCUCCAAGAUCUUCCUUCCCCUCGCCGUCGCCACCACCGGCCUUGCUGCCCCCGCCCAGGUGGACACUGCCCCCGUCCUUGUCGACCGCCAGGUCACCCUUCCUCCAGUGGACGUCAACACCUGCGUCAACAGCCUCGUCGGCAUCCCUCUCUUCCAGGCUCUUUGCUUGCUUGGAGCCAUUCCAACUUUGAACCUCAGCAAUAUCGCAGCCUGCCUUGGCCGUGUCACCAACAUCGCUCCUCUUUGCGGCUGUGUCGAAUUACUCCCUGCUCUGGGACCCGUUUUGGGCAGCUUUUGCUAAAUGCUCCUCAAACCAACAGGGCAAGGCUCCGAGCACUGAAGCGCACAAGCCGCUGGGAGGACUGUGAAUAAUGGGAACGGUGAAUAGGGGAUUUAUGGGUUGAUGAUCAUAUCUUGAGACGAGCCUGGGACUGCUGGUUGGGAUGGAUAUAAGAUAUGACAGAUUUACCGACACUCCUCCAUGAACUCUUCUUUGUUUAAUCUUGUCAGGAUGAUCAUUACUAGCCACUCAUUACAUAUCAUUAUCACAUGUGGUGAUUUUUGAAAC